ACAAUAAACUUACAACGUACAGAACUUUGCAUUUAUUUACGGGAGUUUACAGUGCUGCACAAGUCACCUACAAGUUAUUCUUUUGCAGACUCCGACGAAAACUUGUUGUGAUAAUGGAGGACCACCAGCCCCAGGACGACUCACUCCUGCGCGCCGGGAGCGAGGAGGCACUUGUUUCCCCCAGAGCCCCCCCAGGUGGUUCAAACAACCGUGCGUUCAAGGUGGCAGGCCUGACCGUGCUAGCGUGUCUGCUUCUGGCCAGCCAAGGCCUCACAGCCUACCUGGUGAUCUCCCAGAGGGGCCAGAUCCACAACCUGCAGAAGAACACUGACAGGAUGAACAAGAAGAUCACCGUCCGGUCCCACGUGGCUCCUGUUCAGAUGCAUGUCCCCAUGAACACCAUGCCUCUGCUGAAGGAUUUCAGCGACGAGGAACCCAAGGAGGCCCAGACUCCGAUGAGUAAAUUGCAGUUCACUGCAAUCGUGUCUGUGGAGAAGCAGGUGAAAGAUCUCCUCCAGAACGUUUCCCUUCCCGAGUUCAACCAGAGCUUCCUGAAAAACGUCCAGAGCCUGCAGACUAAGAUGGAGUCAGAGGAGUGGAUGAGCUUUGAGACCUGGAUGCGUCACUGGCUGAUCUUCCAAAUGGCCCAGCAAUCCCCCCCUGUGCCAGCCCAGGCUCUGCAGACCAAGUGCCGCCUGCAGACCAGGAUCCUCGGCUCCUACCAGCCUCAGUGUGACGCGCAAGGCCACUUCAUGCCCAUGCAGUGCUGGCACUCCACCGGGUACUGCUGGUGCGUGGACAGCGAGGGGACUGCCAUCCCCGGCACCGAGAUGCGCGGCAGGCCCACCUGUGGUGGAGUCCCCAAGCCGGCCCCAGGGCUGCGUCGGAUGGUCCCCAUGCUGAAGACCAUGCAGCUGGAGUCUGUUCAAGAUAAGUAACCGGCUGCGUCCAGUGAAGCGACGGCUCCUGCCCUGCUGUCAGCAUGCUCUAUGAUGGCUUUCAUCUCUCACCAAUAAUGUUGGCAUUAUGCUGAUCCUUUUUGAUUUUAUUCCACAGCUACCAGCUAACUUUAUCAUACUAAUCGUCUACAUUAAAUAUUUCUUUUUUUUGUUGCAAUAGAUACUAAAUUAAAUGAGUGGAUACAAAAAUAGAGAUGAUAAACAGUGUGUUACAUUGGGAUUCUGCAAUAAUGUCAAGCACUUACUUUUUGGAUAAGGUUCUGUCAAAGAUUUUCAUGAAGCUAUAUAACUAUAUUUCUACGGUUCAGUACUGUUAGUGGGGAGGUGAAACUCCCAAAUGCAUGUACUGUGUGGGCCUAAUAAAGUAUGCUUUUCCCUAAUAAAAUUAGUUCUAUAUGCAUCUACCUACCAAGAUGUAUACAAUAUCACAUGGUCACAUAAGAUAUACUAUAUACAAAAAUAUAUAAAUAUAAUGUACUAAAACAAACAGUAAAGCAAUCAAUGACAUAUUAAGGUAUGCACUGCUACAUUCGUCAGAGUUGAUGGCUCUACACUUUUGCUUCAAGCUGUCUAGUCCCACAAGCUGCUGGUCUCUGGUCUAAGGUGUUUACAGUAUACAGAAGGGGUCAUGAGACAUACUGGUACUCAUAUAUGCUAGUGGAAAACCUUGACCUGUGAUGAGGGUGAGUGGGAUGACAUAUUACAUUCUUACAUGUCCUACAAAUCAAGAAUCAGAGUUCAUAAGUAUAUUCAGGAGAGCUCAGGAUUUCAGUUUGCAUUCUUAUGUAUUCGUAGUUCUUAAAUUAAUUUAGAAAUUAAUUACUAAACUGUGUGUGUGUGAAUAUGUAUGUAUUAUACCUGUAUUGGUUGGUUGAAGAUAAAAAUAAAAAAAUAUUUUAAAAGGUGAA
Messenger RNA from Osmerus eperlanus (European smelt), 1867 nucleotides. It is a transcript of the gene cd74a, whose product is annotated as CD74 molecule, major histocompatibility complex, class II invariant chain a. Bases 114 to 938 code for a protein of 274 amino acids. The record is from RefSeq and is a predicted model, not a curated record. Lineage: Eukaryota; Metazoa; Chordata; Actinopteri; Osmeriformes; Osmeridae. Gene Ontology annotation, cellular component: membrane. Gene Ontology annotation, biological process: protein trimerization; immune response; antigen processing and presentation. Gene Ontology annotation, molecular function: MHC class II protein binding; macrophage migration inhibitory factor binding. The transcript has 9 exons.